CAUCACACAGAGAGAGAAGAAGAGGAGGAGAUUCCGAAGAAAAAAGAUAAGAACUUUGACGUUUUGAAGCUUGAAGCUUGUUACAUCCAUGGCGGCUCGUAGAGUGUCUUCUCUAUUAUCUCGAUCUUUGUCAGCUUCCUCUCCCUUACUGUUUCGUUCUCAAGGGAGAAGUUGUUACAAUGGAGGGAUCGUAAGGAGAUUUGGAACCUCUUCUGCUGCUGAGGAAAUCAUUAACCCAUCUGUUCAAGUUUCUCACACACAGCUCCUCAUUAAUGGGAACUUCGUUGACUCUGCUUCUGGUAAGACGUUUCCGACUCUUGAUCCGCGGACAGGCGAAGUCAUUGCGCAUGUAGCUGAAGGCGAUGCUGAAGAUAUCAAUCGGGCGGUGAAAGCUGCAAGGAAGGCCUUUGAUGAAGGACCUUGGCCUAAAAUGAGUGCUUAUGAAAGGUCAAGAGUAAUGCUGAGGUUUGCAGAUUUGGUUGAGAAACACAGCGAAGAGCUUGCGUCUCUAGAGACAUGGGACAAUGGCAAGCCUUACCAACAAUCCAAGGCCGUAGAGAUUCCAAUGUUUGCAAGAUUGUUCCGUUACUAUGCUGGAUGGGCGGAUAAGAUUCAUGGACUAACAGUUCCAGCUGAUGGAAACUAUCAUGUUCAAACAUUGCAUGAACCGAUAGGUGUUGCUGGACAGAUCAUUCCAUGGAAUUUUCCGCUUUUGAUGUUUGCUUGGAAAGUUGGUCCUGCUCUUGCUUGUGGUAACACCAUUGUCCUCAAAACUGCUGAGCAAACACCUCUCACGGCUUUCUAUGCCGGCAAGCUUUUGCUUGAAGCGGGUCUUCCUCCUGGUGUUCUGAAUAUAGUUUCUGGAUUCGGUGCAACAGCGGGUACUGCCCUCGCGAGUCACAUGGAUGUAGACAAGCUUGCUUUUACAGGAUCGACUGAUACAGGCAAAGUUAUACUUGGAUUGGCUGCAAACAGCAAUCUUAAGCCGGUAACUCUGGAACUUGGAGGGAAAUCACCAUUCAUCGUAUUCGAAGAUGCUGAUAUUGAUAAAGCUGUAGAGCUUGCACACUUUGCCCUCUUCUUCAACCAGGGGCAAUGUUGCUGUGCGGGGUCUCGGACAUUUGUUCAUGAGAAAGUGUAUGAUGAGUUUGUUGAGAAAUCAAAGGCACGGGCAUUGAAACGUGUGGUUGGUGAUCCUUUCAGGAAAGGCAUUGAACAGGGUCCUCAGAUUGAUUCGAAGCAGUUUGAGAAAGUGAUGAAGUACAUAAGGUCAGGUAUCGAAAGCAAUGCUACUCUUGAAUGUGGUGGUGAUCAGAUUGGAGACAAAGGUUACUUCAUCCAACCUACUGUCUUCUCUAAUGUUAAGGAUGACAUGCUUAUCGCUCAAGACGAGAUUUUCGGUCCAGUCCAAUCAAUCUUGAAAUUCAGUGAUGUGGAUGAGGUGAUAAAGAGGGCGAACGAGACGAGGUACGGGCUAGCCGCAGGGGUUUUCACAAAGAGUCUGGACACCGCAAACAGGGUUUCGAGGGCUUUGAAAGCUGGCACCAUAUGGGUUAACUGCUUCGACGUCUUUGACGCAGCCAUUCCUUUCGGUGGUUACAAGAUGAGCGGCAAUGGGAGAGAGAAAGGCAUAUACAGUCUCAAUAAUUACUUGCAGAUCAAGGCAGUCGUCACUGCUCUUAAUAAGCCUGCCUGGAUCUGAUCCCUGGAGUUGGUUUCAUCAUCAUAAAUGCUCAAACAAAAGAAAGAGACUUUAUAAAGUUACAAUAGUAAUAAUUAAGGUCAUGGUUUGUAACUUGAGUAACGGAUUGUGAUACUUUUAUUUAAUAAAUGUGUAUUCUAGUU
Molecule: messenger RNA, 1845 nt
Organism: Arabidopsis arenosa
Lineage: Eukaryota; Viridiplantae; Streptophyta; Magnoliopsida; Brassicales; Brassicaceae
Source: the annotation of a GenBank genome assembly